UGGACUUGAAUUUGAAAUGACACUCUCCUUCCUUUUAGUACUAAUGGAGAUUUCUUGAUUACUGGAUUUGUACAUCUCUUUCUCUCUCUCUCUCUGUGUGUGACUACAAUUCCUUAUGUCCUACAAGUCUUCUUCUUUUACACAACAACAAAAUAAUAACAAUGGGUGGCAACAAGAAAAAGAAAAUAUAAACCCUCUACCAACUGGUCUUAUGAAAAUGUCUCCAAGUCAUGUAGAGAAAAAAAAGUGGGUUUAUCCAUCACGUCGUCCCUUGUCUGAUAUUACAGAGUUGGUAGUAGGACCUAAAAUGAAAGAGAAUCAAACUUGCUCCAUUGAAAAUAUUGAUCAUCAACAACCACAAAAAACAAAAGGAAAACAAAAGCGUCUCUUAUCUCUACGAUAAAUGAAUGGAAUUGUAAAUGGAUAUACUUUUCUCUCU
Galdieria sulphuraria is the source of this 439-nucleotide messenger RNA. RefSeq lists its product as uncharacterized. The record is from RefSeq and is a predicted model, not a curated record. Bases 116 to 403 code for a protein of 95 amino acids. Lineage: Eukaryota; Rhodophyta; Bangiophyceae; Galdieriales; Galdieriaceae. The transcript is spliced from 2 exons.